UGCCAUUAAACUAAUAAGAUGACCAGUUUUUGGGAAGAGACACCCGAUCUCAAAAGUCAAAACUUGAUUGAUAUCAUUUACAGAGCUCUUAACCAAAUCGACGAACAUGGUUUUCUUCAGCUGGGCUCGGCCAUCUUCAGAGGACUGGAAAUCUUGCAUCGACAAGUCAGACAGUUUUAACUAUGAAGCCAAGUACAGAGGAGCUAGUGCUAGUCCACUUUCUUCCCUCGAACAAGAUAAAGGGCUCUCCAAAGAUGGCUUUUUCUUUAACCACAAACGUGUUUUGGUUGGUUCUGGUGUCGACGCAUAUGAAAAGGGCAAGACUGCUCUUCAGUCUUGGAGGCAUUUUGGAUUGGAUUGGGCAUUUGUUGACCCCAAAACUCGAACCCAAGUUGGAGAAAAGUUUUGUGUUUGUGUAAAGGAGUUUCUGCCAUGGGUUAUGAUGCCCCUUAAAGUUGUGUAUGUGGAGGAGAAGAAGGGAAAGGAACAGCAGCCUCUCUCCUCUUUUAGCUUUGGAAGUGGUACCCUUCAAGGCCACUUACUGGCUGGGGAAGAACGUUUCUCAAUUGAGCUUGAUGAGAAGAACCAAGUGUGGUACGAAAUACUUUCUUUCUCAAAACCUGCUGACAUUUUGUCAUUUGUUGGGUACCCAUAUGUUAGGCUCAGGCAAAAGUAUUUUGCCCAGCAAUCUGCUAAUGCUGUUCUAAAACAUCUUAAUGCUUCCCAAUCCCCUGAAUGAAGGAAGGUAUAGAAUAUCUGAGGACUAGGAAAUAAUAACAAUUGUUGUGUAGGUGUCCAAAAGGGACUCGAAUCUCAGGCUUUGUGAGAGCAAACCACAUACCAAGCAUUUGAGCUAACCCUCUUAGAUGAAGGAAAUUCAGCUUUUGAAUUGAAUGUGUUAAGUGUGUGUAAUCCAAACAAGGUUCACAAAUCUCCUUUCAUUUUC
Molecule: messenger RNA, 946 nt
Organism: Humulus lupulus (European hop)
Lineage: Eukaryota; Viridiplantae; Streptophyta; Magnoliopsida; Rosales; Cannabaceae
Product: UPF0548 protein At2g17695
Exons: 4
Coding region: 107-739 (210 amino acids)
Source: RefSeq, a predicted model, not a curated record